CGUCUCGCGAGAAAAGGCGAGAACUCACAAAGCUAGCGGGCGCGCUAGCCAGUUUUGUUCUCCCGUUUUGAAAUUAAUCUUGUUUUAUUAUGGCCACAAUGUCCGGAGGAACAAACCUUGGGAUUCCCGGGAUAAGCCAAGCUGGCAGCGGAACAUCCGCACACCGGAAAAAAGACAGCAGUCCGUCCGCCAGGUUCUGGGAGAGCGCGGAGACUUUAGCUCAGCUGGAGGUGGUGCGACAGUGGAUCGGGAAGCACUACAAAAAGUAUGUGCUGGUGGAUGCUCCAUCGUGUCAGGCUCUGGCUGCAGUCACCCUGCAGCUGCUCCAGUUUCAAGAGGAUGCCUUUGGCAGGCAAGCUGCCAGUCCUGCCCUCACCAAACUGCCUGCACAAUGCUUCCUGGACCUCCGGCCAGGAGGUGGACUCUGCCACAUUCUUGGCACUGCCUACAAGUUCAAAGCUGAGCAAGGCUGGCGGCGGUUUGACUUACAGAAUCCAUCCAGAACUGAGAGGAACAUCGAGAUGUUCGGUGCUAUUGAACGAGCGCUGAUCCAGAACAACUGUAUGUCACUGCCUGUGGUAUAUAUGGAUCCCAUACUGGAUCAGGAGCUGGCUAGCAGGCUUACUGAUAUUGUCACCAAACACCAGGGUACACUCGUUGAGGACCGAACGCUCGCCAGCCACCACAUUUACCCGUCACCUGCUUCCAUAGAGGAAGAUGAAUGGAUGCGUCCCGUCAUGCGGAAAGACAAACAUGUCUUGGUACAUUGGGGCAUGCAUCCUGACAGUUACGACAGUUGGCUGCCUUCAAAUGAUGUUGAAGGAGAGGUUGAAGAGCCGCCGCAUUCAGAAAAGCCGUGGCGGGUUCACACUGGCUGGGUUCUGGACACAGAUGUUUUCAACGAAUGGAUGAACGAGGAAGACUAUUGUGUGGACGAAAGGAAUGUACCACUCUGUCUCCGCCAGCAUAUUCAUCUCCGAGACGACCAGGACUCCAAAUCCACCCCCAAAAAGAGAAGACGCUCUCCCUCUCCUCCAUCCUCUGAAGGCAGGAAGAAAGGAAAGAAGGGGAGAAGGCGUGGACAACAGGAGGAAGAGCCAGAGGAAGACUUGACCAAAGACAUGGAGGACCCUACCCCUGUUCCUAACAUGGAGGAGGUUAUACUACCCAAGAUUGUCAACCUGAAGAAGGACAGUGAGAAUACUCCUGUCAAAGGAGGGACCAUGGCUGACCUAGACGAACAGGAGGACGAUUUCCCAGGAAGGGAAGAUGACGAGGGGCGAGGGGAGAUACCUCGCCUGUCAGAGGGCGAGGACAACAUCACAGAACAAACUCAUCAUAUCAUAAUACCGAGCUACACAUCUUGGUUCAAUUACAACAGCAUUCACUCGAUAGAGAAACGGGCAUUGCCUGAAUUCUUCAAUGGAAAGAACAAGUCCAAAUCUGCAGAAAUCUACCUGGCGUACCGUAACUUCAUGAUCGACACAUACCGGCUCAACCCACAGGAGUAUCUCAGUUCGACGUCCUGCAGGCGUAACCUCACCGGAGACGUCUGUGCUGUCAUGAGGGUUCAUGCAUUUUUGGAGCAAUGGGGUUUGAUUAACUACCAGGUGGAUGCAGAGAGCAGACCCCUCCCCAUGGGACCCCCACCCACCCCUCAUUUCAAUGUCUUAGCUGACACACCGUCCGGGCUGGCCCCCCUACAACACAAACCCCUGCAGGUGUCGGCCUCGCAACACAUGUUGUAUUUCCCAGAAAAGAGCAGAGAGAAGCCUUCAGACUGCCAGAACUUUGGUCUGCGCUCCGACAUCUACACCAAGAAGCACCCAAAGACUAAAGGAGCGAGUGCCGGAAGGGAAUGGACAGAGCAAGAGACACUCUUGCUAUUAGAGGCCUUAGAGGUCUACAGAGACGACUGGAACAAAGUAUCCGAGCACGUGGGCUCCAGAACGCAGGACGAGUGUAUCCUCCACUUCCUUCGUCUGCCGAUAGAAGACCCUUAUCUAGAAGACUCCUCUGCCUCCCUCGGCCCGCUGGCGUACCAGCCUGUGCCUUUCAGCCAGUCAGAAAAUCCCGUCAUGAGCACUGUGGCUUUCCUGGCAUCUGUGGUGGACCCACGGGUGGCAUCAUCAGCAGCUAAGGCCGCACUGGAGGAGUUUUCACGAGUGCAGGAGGAGUCGGUGGAUAAGAUCUCUGAAUUGUCCAACCAGCCCGACAAAACAGUAUCGAUGGAUCCAGAAAAAAUGGAAACCAACUCCAUCUCCCAUCAGGCCACGUUAAUAGCGGAUGGGCUCAAGGUUGAACCCAGUGGGGCCAAGGUGGAGGGAGAACAUGUCAAAAGAGAAAAUGCUGAAAAUAUACUCGGAGAGGAGAGAGACGGAAGGGGAGACGACGACGAGAGAGAGGGGCGGCGGGAGGGAGACGGGGAUGAGGGGAGAGUGAUGGAGCAGGAUCUGGUGGAGGGCAGCGUCGCCACGGCGGCAGCGGCUGCUCUGGCCUCAGCUGCCACAAAAGCCAAGCACUUGGCGGCAGUAGAAGAGAGGAAGAUCAAGUCCCUGGUGGCUCUGCUUGUGGAGACCCAGAUGAAGAAGUUGGAGAUCAAGCUGAGGCACUUUGAGGAGCUGGAGACCAUCAUGGACCGCGAGAAAGAGGCUCUGGAGCAGCAGCGGCAGCAGCUCCUGUCAGAGCGACAGACGUUUCACACGGAGCAGCUGAAACAGGCAGAGAUGAAGGUUCGCCAGCAGAGGGAGCAGCCGGGAUACACAGCGCAGCAUUCAGCCCUGCCUCCUCCCUCAGGCCAGGCCAUCCCCAACCGGAUGAUGCCUGUAGCAGCAAAUGCCCAGACAAUGGCCCCUCGACACCCCGGGGCUCCCAAUGGCAUGUACCCGUCCUCACAGCCUGAUGGCAUAGCACCAGCUCAGUCGGUUCCUCCAGCGCCUAGUCAUAGCUGAACCAAU
This is a messenger RNA of Larimichthys crocea (large yellow croaker), 2957 nucleotides long. It is a transcript of the gene smarcc1b, whose product is annotated as SWI/SNF related BAF chromatin remodeling complex subunit C1b. Gene Ontology annotation, molecular function: protein binding. Gene Ontology annotation, cellular component: synapse. Gene Ontology annotation, biological process: cell projection morphogenesis. Bases 90 to 2951 code for a protein of 953 amino acids. The record is from RefSeq and is a predicted model, not a curated record. The transcript has 28 exons. NCBI's taxonomy places the organism in Eukaryota, Metazoa, Chordata, Actinopteri, Sciaenidae.